Messenger RNA from Camelus dromedarius (Arabian camel), 924 nucleotides. Its product is annotated as large ribosomal subunit protein eL13-like. NCBI's taxonomy places the organism in Eukaryota, Metazoa, Chordata, Mammalia, Artiodactyla, Camelidae. Gene Ontology annotation, molecular function: structural constituent of ribosome; RNA binding. Gene Ontology annotation, biological process: translation. The record is from RefSeq and is a predicted model, not a curated record. Gene Ontology annotation, cellular component: cytosolic large ribosomal subunit; ribosome.
AUGGAGAAGGCGGCAGUCUGCAACCCAGAAUUGGGUCCUCAGCAGAAGCCAACCAUGCUGUCACCCUCAUCUGGGACUUCCAGCCUCCAGAACCGUGAGAAAUACCUUUCUGUUGUUUAUAAGCCACCCAGUCUAUGGUGCUUUCCCCCUUCCCACCCCUCCUUCAACCAGUUCUCCUGUACUCAUCCUACAGGCAAAAGUUCAAACUGCACUCUCAGGUCUAGCAGUGACACGUGGCCACACAGUUCAACCACCAGUGCACGAGAUCUGCAGACCCAAGGGUGCCACAUCCCCAGGCGCCCAGCACCCAGCCCGCUCCGGCCCGUGGUGAGAUGUCCCACAGUGAGGUACCACACCAAGGUGCACAACGGCCAGGGCUUCAGCCUAGAGGACCUGAGAGUGGUCAGCAUCCACAAAAAAGGUAGCCCGGACCAUUGGGAUCUGGUGGAUCCGAGGCGGUGGAAUAAGUGCACGGAGUCCCUGCGGGCCAACGCGCAGUGGCUAAAGGAGUACUGCUCCGAGCUCAUCCUCUUCCCCGGGAAGCCCGCAGCCCCCAAGAAGGGAGACAGCUCUGCUGAAGACCUCAAAGCAGCCACCCAGCCGACGCGACCCGUCAUGCCCAAAUGGAACGUCUGCAAGAAGGAGAAAGCCAGAGUCAUCUCAGAGAAGAACUUCAAGGCCUUUGCGGGUCUCCUCUUGACCCGUGCCAAUGCCUGGCUCUUUGGCAUCCAGACAAAAAGGGCCAAGGAAGCUGCAGAACAAGAUGUUGAAAAGAAAAGAAAGUGCUGUUGGCAAUUUGUGAUUAAAAAAUAUAUAUAUACAUAUAUUAUAUAUAUGUAUAUAUAUAUAGAAUGCAAAAUUCUCUCAUUUAGAAUUUUGAAGAUAAAUACCAAAAGAAAUAGCUAGAAGAGUUCAAAGUAUUUG